GGGCGGGCAGACCCGCAGCAGGAAAUGAAACCAAAAGGGAAUACCUGUUCCCUGUGCCGUGGCCCAGGGUUCCAGCUGGAGGAGCACCCUUCCCGCAGGCGGCCAUCUGCUGUGCUGGUCCAGUUCCGAGUGUUUGUCUCAUUCCUGCCACAUCGGUGACAGCAUUCUGACAGGCCGGCAAGGUGUGCGAUGUACCUAACGGAGGAGGACGCCGUGAGCCUGCUGUGCUCCCUCUCGGAGGCGAAGAAGAUGAAGGCGGCCGUCAAGUACCGGAAGCGACGAGCCAUGGGGUUCGCCAGCACCGGGGCCUUACUCGGGUCCCUGGUCGGGGGCCCGCCGGGACUGGCCGUUGGGAGCGUUCUCGGGGGGCUCGCAGGGGCCUUGGUGUGGAGCACGAAGUUUAAGCCGGUCAGUCAGAUCCUCAAGGAGCUGCCGCCUGCCGAGAAGAAGAAGCUCUGCAGCCACGUCGUGGCCAAAAUCGGGAGCCUGCAGUGGACGGACGUGGAGCACCUGACCAAGCUGGUCAUGGAAAGCGAGGCCCUGCAGGAGCAGCUGCUGAAGCUGCUGGAGAGCUACAUCACCAAGGAGCUGAGGACCACAGUGCAGUGCGGAGACUAGGCUCGGGGGGCACCUAACCUGGGGAGGCCUGCGGGA
Myotis daubentonii (Daubenton's bat) is the source of this 654-nucleotide messenger RNA. Its product is annotated as protein C19orf12 homolog. The record is from RefSeq and is a predicted model, not a curated record. Lineage: Eukaryota; Metazoa; Chordata; Mammalia; Chiroptera; Vespertilionidae.